CAGGUGCUAGACUUAGAGAGUCAACGUCGACGGUUUGCUAAUGAGUGGACACAAGUGGAUUGACCGCCAGGAAGGGGAAGAAGACGAAGAUGAAACUGACCCUGUCGACUCAAUGAUAGAAAAAACUGGCUGCUCAGAAGAACACCACAAUGUUCAAUAUUGCAUGUUUGAACAUCGGGACUGGAGAAAGUGUCAAAACGAAGUAAAAAUAUUCAAAGAUUGUAUAGAAAAAUCGAAGAAGUGAAUAAUUGUAUUUAUAAUAAACUAUCGAAAUGUCUCCAAAAAAGAUUAACGAACAAGAAAAAUAUCCUGAGAUGUUGGAUACUUUGCUGAAAAACUUUGUUGCUAUGACAAUUAAUGAUAAUUUGAGUAGUAGCACUCCAUCUACUCCACCAAUUAAUUGGCAAGCAUUAUCAGAUUCAUUGCCGGAUACAAGUCCUGAAAUGUGCAAAAGACGAUUUGUGGAACUUCGUAAUUUACAUCUUGUGGAAAGAGAGCAGGGUGAAUAUGUUUCUAACAAGGAUCCCGAUGGUCUAUAUGAUUAUGUUCAAAUGUUAUUUAAAAAAGACGAAAAAGAAAGGAAAAGAAUCAAUAAAGCAAAAAAAAGAGCAGAACAAAAAAAACAGAAGCAAGAGUAUGAUGAUCCAAUAAAUACAGAUUGUGAUACCAGAUCCACUACUCCAUCCACAUAUCCACCUUAUAGCAAUAGCAAUUAUACCAGCAAAAUGCAAGGCGGUCCAAGCAUGGUUAUUCAUGUAUGUGAUGAAGCCAAAAACCUACGACAAGACUUUACUUGCCCAAGAGAUCUUCUUAUUCAAGAAAUGCGAUACUUCGCCGAGUAUUUGUCUGUUGAUUCUCAGAGACUGGAAGAAGUUGACAUUUCUGUUCACUGUGAUAUCCAUAUAUUUGAUUGGUUAAUGAGGUAUGUAAAACGCAAUUCUGGGCUGGUUGAUGCUGCCGAUAAACCGAAGCUAGAACCCAGCAAUGUUGUGUCCAUUCUUAUUUCUUCGGAUUUCCUGAAAAUGGACUCUUUAGUGGAAGAAUGCAUUGGUUAUUGUCAUGAUAACCUCUCACAAAUCGUUUCAACCCCCUGCAACAUGAACUGUGUUAAUGAAAAAUUAACGGAAAGAAUUGCAUCAAGAUUUAGUCACGUUGAGUUAGAAGAAGUGAAAGAUCGGAAAGAUAAAUUUAAAAGCAAACUAUUUUGUCGAAAAAUAGAAGAACUUUUCAGUCCAAGCGUGAGUUCUGAUUCACCAGGAAGUGCUUCCACACUUUUCAGGUGCAACUUCUGUCGCAGAGUUAUCACAUUAGAACAAAAAGAUGCAAUUCCUUGCACGAAUACAAGAAUGUGCAUCAAUAGCAGGGGAAUGCUUUCUUAUGAACAUGAACCAGAUACAUCAUGGGAUGUUUCAAAUUAUGUUCUUAAUUUACAUGAAGAAUUAAAAAAAUGGGGACUUGUGUACUGGAGACUUUGGGGUGUAGUCAACCACUUAACAUGUUCCAGAUGUGAGCAGACGUUCCAGCUGUGUGAUUUUGGUCAAUGCCAUUAUCAUGCGGAACGUCCACAGUUCCGGCAGUUGCUCGAUAUGCAAGUAUCUGAUCACGCAGUUGGUUUAUAUCCAUGUUGUAACCAAAGAAUACUGAGAUUUGAUCCAACAGGUGUUAUUAAGGGAUGCAGACUAAGAGACCAUGUUGUUACACCAACAAAUAAAAAAGAAGAUAAGCUUCUUGAGGAAUUACAGAACUAUAAAAAUCUUAUCAAAGUUACAGAUCAACUUAUUCCAGUAUCGAGCGACUUGAAUAUAUUCAGUGCAGAAGAAUCAAUCUGUGGCGUCGACGAACCAACUUCUACUCCUGCUGAGAUAAUGUCUCCACCACCUCUUCUGCCUCCACAACCUAAAUUAUCUCCUGUUACUAUAAAAGUACAAAGAACUGUGUCACCGAGUGAUAUGUAUUACACUGGUCUAGCUGACAAUAGUGAGGAAGACACAGGAGAAGAAGAAACAACACCUAAACAUCAUUAUAAACCAACUCCUACUCCAUCACAUAUGUCUUCCAUUUCAUCUCAAAAUUCAUCAACAGAUAUUAAACAAAUCAAUCAAAAUCAAUUAUCAGUUGCAAUUACACCGAGUGGGGCAGUGUCCAGAAUAUCAAACCAAAGUGUUAAAAAAGGAAAAACUAAAUCGGCACAACAUACUGAUGAUACAGCUUAUGGCAAAUUUCCCAGCAAACAGAAGUGGGAAAACGCGAGAUCAAUUCGGUGGAAUCAAGAUGUACAAAGAGAAGAAGAUAUGAAGAGAAUUGUAGAAAUGACUUCCCAGUUAUCUAAGAAGAGGGUGGACAAAGGUGACAAAGCAAAAACAAAAGAUUCUCGAGAGUAUCCAGGUGGCAUGUUCUCCAAACUCGAAGUUAAUUUCUACUCUAAUUUGAGAUCAAACUCAAUUACGGGAAUGGGAAGCGGGAGACAACCCGGAGGAAGCAGCAAUCGUGAUAACAGAAUAAGAGGAAGGCAAGGACAGCUGGCAAUUAAAAACAUAUCAAUGAAAUACGUGACAAGACCAAGAUUGGAAUCUAAAUCAUUCAUCUGAUCUUUGUAAAAUAAUAAAGGUUUCCUAUUACAAAUAUCAGGCGGAGUUGUGUAGGUGAAGAUGAAUGAUGACCAUAAGAUCCUGUUAAUCCAGCGUUAGUAUUAACAUUGAUCAGUCGAUCUCCGCUAGAAUAUCCCAACCUGGGAAGCGGAUCCAUUAUGGAAGAUUUU
Molecule: messenger RNA, 2758 nt
Organism: Styela clava
Lineage: Eukaryota; Metazoa; Chordata; Ascidiacea; Stolidobranchia; Styelidae
Product: SANT and BTB domain regulator of class switch recombination-like
Source: RefSeq, a predicted model, not a curated record